UAACAACCAUGGUAUAUUUAUAUACAUCAAAAAAUGUGAAAAUAAUAAAAGACAUUCUUACCGAUUUCUACAACUCAUCGGAUACAUCACCUUGUGAAUACAUGAAAUGCUAUAUUGAAUCCUGGGACGACCCUACGGAUGAUUCAAAACUUUGUUGGAUUGUGGAGACUUUUCUCGGUAUUAUGAAACAUGACCAAUUCUUAAAACAGACAGUUGAUCAGUUCCCAUCGGAACUAAACGACGACGAUAAAGAUUACUUGUUGAUUAUAUUACAUGGUUUAAUCUUUCAAUUACAGUCAUCUGAUAUGAAUUUAUUGUACAAAUGUUUGUUCAAUUUACGUAAAAAUGUUUUGAACGCACUCACAAGUUCCUUAAAAACACUUGAUUUUCUAGAUCAGAUAUCGAAAAUAGCUCAGCCAAUUUAUGACACAAAUUAUAUUACCGAACAUAUAAUAGGGCCACUUUCUAACUGGCAACAUGCGAUGGAUAAAAUGGCACAAAUGUAUGCGGAAUAUUUGACUAAAAUAGAAAGCUUAAAGGUAAAACCACCGACUAUACCAAUUCAACCGAAUGUCUUGACGAGGAAAAAUAAGAGAUCAGAGGGUUCAGCUCCCCAAAAAAUAUCUAUUCCAGCAACUCCGCCAAAUUCAGUUUGUGAGAAAGCUAGACGCAUGCUUACAAAAAGUGUAAUUGAUAAAAAACUUAAACAAGCGUUUGAUAAUAACAAACAAAAAGCCAUGAAAAUCUUGAAUGAAAUAAAAAGCGAAAUGUAUCACUAUCCUCAAAAACGUCAUUUUGAAAAACCAAAACAAUGUAUCAACCUACAAAAUGACCCUGAACAAGAUUGGAAAAAGCCUUUCUCAAAAUCUAAUCAUAGGAAUUGGAAAAAAACAUCAUCCAUGCCAGUAAAGGAAAACAUAGCUACGCUUAAACGAUAUAAUGAAAGAAUGAAAUUAACUGAACGAGAGGAAAUACAAUGGUUGCAAGAUUUAUUACGAGAUUGUAGAAGUUUAAGCAAGUUUCAUGAGUUAGAGGAAUACGACCGUGAAGAAAGGGAACGGGAAAGAAUACUUGACAUAGAAAAAAAACAUAUACAAGGUCAAAUAUCAUUCGAAGAGGCACUAUUGGCAAAGAAAAAAGUUCACGAUGAAAAUAAAAAGAAAUAUGAAGACUUUAUGAAAGAAAAAGAAUUAUGGAAUAAAGAAUUGGAAAAAUGGAAUCAAGAACAAAUAGAAAUUAACCGAAAGCAUUUUGAAAAACUAUCCUUAAUUGAAUUAAAUGUGUUAGAGGCCCGUAAAAAUGUAACUAAGAAGAAGAAAGAAGAGGCAGAUUUGAUUAAAAAGGAAAAUGAAACUUUGCAAUUACAAUCCUUGCAAGCCAAACAGGAAGAGUUAAAAAGGAAAAUUCAAAUGAUUAAAGAAAUUAAAAUUUUGUCAAUCAUAGCCAAGAGAGCCAAGCUUCCUAAAAUCAUAGAUUUAACAGAAACAUCAGGAAUUGGCUUAUUAUGUGAAAUGUCGAUGGUAGAACUGCAAGAAAGGUUAAGUUCUAUGAAAAUGAAUCUCAAAGAGGAGUUAGAAGCAAAAAGCAAAUUUAUUAAAGAACAACAUGUUGCAGCAAAAAAGUCACUGGAAGAUACACGAAAGAAAGUUGCUGACUAUUUAGAUGAAAGAAAGAAACUACGAAAAAGCAAUAAAAAAACUCCAAAGCCAUCUAUCGAUGUGUCGACAAAAGAAAUAAAUGAUUUGAAAAUGGUUCUAGAAGCCAAACGAAAAUUACGCCAGCAAUUAACAUAG
Papilio machaon (common yellow swallowtail) is the source of this 1793-nucleotide messenger RNA. RefSeq lists its product as uncharacterized. The transcript has a single exon. Bases 9 to 1793 code for a protein of 594 amino acids. NCBI's taxonomy places the organism in Eukaryota, Metazoa, Arthropoda, Insecta, Lepidoptera, Papilionidae. The record is from RefSeq and is a predicted model, not a curated record.